This is a messenger RNA of Bufo gargarizans (Asiatic toad), 1333 nucleotides long. RefSeq lists its product as uncharacterized. The record is from RefSeq and is a predicted model, not a curated record. NCBI's taxonomy places the organism in Eukaryota, Metazoa, Chordata, Amphibia, Anura, Bufonidae. Bases 187 to 879 code for a protein of 230 amino acids. The transcript has 7 exons.
CAGCAGCACUAGGGAGUGACUGAGCUUAAGUGAAAGUGAAAGAAACUGUUACUUCAAAUGAAAAUAACAGACGGUAAAAUCCUAGGAUCCAGCAGGAGCCGGACCCCUGAACGCUGGCCUGUCCUCACCGGAGCUAGAAGAGGACGCCGCUGCUUCCCCCCAAAACUUAGAACAAGAACCUGAAGAAUGAGCAGAGACUUAGAGACGAACCCAAGUCACAGCAGAUCAGAAGAGAGGACGAAGAGUAACAAGGUGCCGUCAUGGUUCAGGAAUCUCUUUAGAAGAAAUAAAGCAAAAAAAGAUGAUGGACAGUCUCCACAGCCGGGUAAGAAGCCGAAAUCACCGCGACAGUACAAUACUGAGCCCUCACCACCUGGACCAGUGUACGGAGACGAGUUCGGUGACGACACAAGUUUGUCAUUUAAAGGAAAAAUGGAGAAGUUGCAAAAAACAAUGAAAACGCCACAUGGCAGUAAGAAAGUCAGAAUUUUUUCGAGAUCAGCAGAUUGUGAAUAUGAAUGGCUGAAAACAAGGCUGGAAUCUGAACAAUUCAAAAAGAUUGUGAAGAGCGUCCGGCCUUGUUGUAUCACCAACGACGGAUCCGAGCAGUUCCGCGCAGACGUGGCUCGAUGCAAUUUCGGGAUUCUGUAUCACAGCAAGAACAGAGGGCGAAUCAAUAUCACUGACGUCACCGACUCUCUGUACGACGAGGAGCUACGAUAUCUGUCUGAUAAGCUAGGAGCAGAGAACGUGAUUGUGGUGAUCGAUGAUCUGGAGGACAGCAGUGAAAAGCGUAGGAGCAAAAUCCUGAACUCUCAGCCCAGCCUAAAAACAAUGGCCAAGGACGUCUUCUUAUUCUCCCCUGAUGAAAAGAAGUAACGGAGAGUCACAAGAAAACAGGGUCAGAAGCUGAGACCCGUCCCCUCUCUGUCACUUGUGUAAUCACAAACCUUCUAGAAAUCUAUACUGAAGUAAAUAGUCACAUUAGAUUAUUAUAAUGUUUAUAUGUGGAGUGUUUGGGGGUACUAUAUCUUCUUAUGGAGAGGGCCUCAUCGGAGUGAGGAGUCUUAAAGGCCAGGCAAUGCUCCUCUGGAAUUCUGGGAAGAAGGGAUGCAAAUGAGAUCUUAACAAGCUCCGCCUCUAAAGCCACCAGAUGUAAAGCGGCUAUCCUAGACCUCAAUGUUCGACCUUUUAACUAGGCCUUCAGAAAUAACUUAAAUGAGUAUUAUCAUGAUUUGGUUUUCUUCGUGAAAGUUGGGAUGUACUAGUGCUGGUUUGUUAUGGCCCAAAAUAGCAUGGACAAUUAUGUCUAGAAUUAAAAAACUGUAAAAAA